Molecule: messenger RNA, 631 nt
Organism: Drosophila grimshawi
Lineage: Eukaryota; Metazoa; Arthropoda; Insecta; Diptera; Drosophilidae
Gene: Fdx1
Product: adrenodoxin-like protein 1, mitochondrial
Exons: 3
Coding region: 59-571 (170 amino acids)
Biological process (GO): P450-containing electron transport chain; positive regulation of oxidoreductase activity
Cellular component (GO): mitochondrion
Molecular function (GO): 2 iron, 2 sulfur cluster binding
Source: RefSeq, a predicted model, not a curated record
GAGUAAAUGUUAAAUAAUUUGGGUGCCCACAGCUGCAUGUAAUUUUGUAACCUUAAAAAUGUUUUGUUUACUUUUGCGCCAUACGCGUAAUUCCCGUCAAAUAAUAUUCAAGCAAUUUUUAAAACCACAACUUAACACAGUCAGCAAAGGACUGCACACCACAAAAUUACUGCAGCAUGGAGAAUACGAGUGGAAAGAUCCCAAAUCGCCGGAUGAAAUCGUUAACAUAACGUACGUGGACAAGGACGGUAAACGCAUCAAGGUGCAAGGAAAAGUGGGCGACAAUGUGCUGUAUUUGGCGCACCGGCACGGCAUCGAAAUGGAAGGUGCCUGUGAGGCAUCGUUAGCUUGCACCACGUGUCAUGUGUAUGUGCAGCACAACUAUCUCGAAAAGUUAAGUGAAGCCGAUGAGAAGGAGGACGACCUGCUGGAUAUGGCACCCUUUCUGCGAGAGAAUUCCCGCCUCGGCUGUCAAAUAGUGCUCGAUAAGAGCAUGGAAGGAAUGGAACUGGAGCUGCCUAAGGCGACCCGCAACUUCUAUGUGGAUGGGCACAAGCCAAAGCCACAUUAAUGGAGCGCUAAAACGUUAUUAUUAUUGUUGAAUCCCAUUGAAUAAAAGAUUGUGUUUUAA